AUGCCCAACCCCUCGAUAUUUCGGAUAGAGCUUGUCCGUAACCAUAAAGGGAUUACCUCGGAGAACUGGAACUCAAGCUCUCCUUGUUACUUGGCCACCAGCGGUGAGAUGUUCCGGGACGGAUGUGUACGUAGCCAUUCGCUGGAUAUCUUGAUAUACUAUCAAGACAUGGCUGAGACACGGCAUCAACUCGAGAUCUUGACUCCAUGCCAACCAAGCCAACCAUGUACACCUAGACCCCUCACCUAUGACGUCUAUGAUUCUGAGAUACCUAGAUACCUAGAUUGUGAGACACGGGAUUACGAACAAAUACCAAUUGGCGCAUCUCACUCGGACCCUGGCUAUUGCCUCAAUAGAUAUCCAACAUCUCAAAUAUGGAGAUUAUUGUCUGAGGCAAGCCUGAAGCUCAAUACCUUAUGGAGCAAGAACUUCAGAUGUCCAAGAAAAUAUCAAGCCCAGUUCCCGCUGAGUCCAUAUGGGAUUGAAUUUCAGUAUUCCUAUCGAGUUCUCUUCUUAUUCUUAGAUACCUUGACAGGGUCAUCACUGGAAUGA
Messenger RNA from Fusarium verticillioides 7600, 552 nucleotides. RefSeq lists its product as hypothetical. The record is from RefSeq and is a predicted model, not a curated record. The transcript has a single exon. NCBI's taxonomy places the organism in Eukaryota, Fungi, Ascomycota, Sordariomycetes, Hypocreales, Nectriaceae. Bases 1 to 552 code for a protein of 183 amino acids.